UUCCUGGCAUGACCUUUUCCCUUGGCAACCACUUCCUCCGAGCAUCCACGGCCAUCUUUAAUUUUAACUCAUUCAUGAAAAGUUGUUUCGCUCAUGUAAACACGCCGAGCGACACAUUUGCGCACAAAGCUGCAUCGACGGCGCUGUGUGCAUGUAGUUUCCAGCGACAAGCUCCAAACAGAGCAGAGCAGCACCGCAGCAGGCUGUCCGCCGAGAUUAAGUAAACAUCGAAAGCGAUGAGAAAGAAGCAGACUGCCAAACAGAGGAAGACUGAGGAGACUACAGUUGUCCAGGAGUUUGUGGUGGAAAAAAUAAUUCGCCGCAGAAUCUUUAAUGGAAGAGUGGAAUACUUCCUGAAGUGGAAAGGCUUCACUGAUGCAGAAAACACCUGGGAACCUGAGGACAACCUGGACUGUCCUGAACUCAUUGAAGACUUCCUGAGAAACACCCAUUUCUCAGAGGAGAAUGAGGAAGAGUUAAUUCCCAAAGAAGAAAUGACAGAGCAAGAGACGGAAAUUUCCUGUAUGCAGUCUCAGCAGCAGGCUCACACUGUGCAGAGCAACAGUGACAUCCUCGAGCCAAACGAUGAGCAGUCAGACACCCCCACUAACCUCAGCACUUACCUCGAGCCUGAAUGCAUCAUCGGCUCCACAGACAGACAGGGAGAGCUCAUGUUCCUAGUCAAAUGGAAGAACUCAGAUGAUGUGGCCUUGCUGCCGGCCCGUGAAGCCAGCGCCAGGUGUCCCCAGGUGGUCAUCGACUUCUAUGAGCAGAAGCUGACGUGGCACUGUGGAGACGAGGAGCAGUGAAGUGUGUUGUGUACAGAGGCGAACUGAUAAACAGCUGUGCUCUCACCUGAAGCUUAGUUUAACCUCCAUCGAGUGUCCUCCUUCAGCUGACUUUAGAGGCACACUGUGUGAAAUUAUGCGUCCUGCCGCAGGUAGAGUUUCACAUUCUGGCAGGUGCUCAAGAUCCUCAGCAAGGAUGGAUUUAAAGUGCUCUCGUUCCUGUGGUGCUCAACGAGGUCUCUGUGCCUUUGUGGAGACUGCGAUGGAGACUAAAACUAACCUUUGAGUAGAGCAGCUGAUUUGAGGUCAGACUAACCUGUAGCAGCUUUGGUCUUGUGUAAGCAGACACAAUCACUGUGGACAUGUGUUUUGUUUUUAUUGUUAUAUAGUAAUUUAGUAUUUAUAGACCUGUUUAGCUACAAGGAUCUUGGUUGUUUAGUGUGUGCUUUAUAUCUUGUAUAGCAACACUAUGUAGGUGGAGUGAACUAACUGCUGUCCAGUCCGUACCUCCAGUUCAUGUAGCUUUUAGUUAGAGCUGAAGAUUGUAGACCUGUUGUCCGAACAUUUGUUGUUUGAAUUUGUAUUGUGUGAGGUGUUUAUAGCCACAGUUUUACUGUGUCUUACUGUGUCUCUGUAUGACCCUUGUGGUUGAUGUAAAAUAUUUAAAAAUUUUCCCACCAGAAAUUUCCCCAUAUUUCCAAUCAGCUGCUAAGUACCAAAUGUUCUCCUAUGUAUUGAAUCAUAACAACAAUAUUGUUGAGUUUUUAAAAUAUGAUUUGGUGCUUACACAGAUUGAAGCCCUGGCAGAAUUACUCAAAAGGUCAUAAUAUUUCUAAAGUAAAUCUUUUGAGAUUUACACACAUUGGAAAUAACUUUUGUGUACCUGUGAUGGCUAAUAAGAUCUAGCACAAGAUCUAGCUAAUAAAUCUAGCACUUUAGAUAUGAGACUGUCCAAUUAUGCAGGGCAUUGUCUUCCAGUAAUUACACAGGUCCACGUACACAAUACCUGUAUCCCGAUGGCACUGUCCUGACUCAACAUAUCUCCCAUGACUGUUAUGGGACACACAGCUGAACCUUAAACCUCCUAAAACACACCUGCUACUGAUUUACUGUAACUGUUGACCAUGGAUCUGUGAAGUCUCUAUGAAUAAAGGAAACCUUUUGUGAA
This is a messenger RNA of Siniperca chuatsi (mandarin fish), 1956 nucleotides long. It is a transcript of the gene cbx3b, whose product is annotated as chromobox homolog 3b. Gene Ontology annotation, molecular function: chromatin binding. Gene Ontology annotation, cellular component: pericentric heterochromatin; nucleus. Bases 237 to 809 code for a protein of 190 amino acids. The record is from RefSeq and is a predicted model, not a curated record. The transcript is spliced from 5 exons. NCBI's taxonomy places the organism in Eukaryota, Metazoa, Chordata, Actinopteri, Centrarchiformes, Sinipercidae. Gene Ontology annotation, biological process: negative regulation of transcription by RNA polymerase II; chromatin organization.